This is a messenger RNA of Balaenoptera acutorostrata (minke whale), 5248 nucleotides long. RefSeq names its product lysyl oxidase (gene LOX). Bases 408 to 1652 code for a protein of 414 amino acids. Lineage: Eukaryota; Metazoa; Chordata; Mammalia; Artiodactyla; Balaenopteridae. The record is from RefSeq and is a predicted model, not a curated record. The transcript has 7 exons. Gene Ontology annotation, molecular function: copper ion binding; protein-lysine 6-oxidase activity. Gene Ontology annotation, biological process: peptidyl-lysine oxidation.
CACGUUUCCAAUCACAUUACGUGAACAAAUAGCGGAGGGGCGGCCGGGCCAGAACGGCUUGUGUAACUUUGCAAAUGUGCCAGAAAGUUUAAAAUCUCUCCUCCUUCCUUCACUCCAGACACUGCCCGUUCGCCGGGGCCGCCACGCCGCUCCCCGUCGCCUUCCAGAAGGACUGAGAAAGAGGAGAGAGGCGAGUGCCACGUCCCAGCAGCCGCCUUUACUGGAGAGGGUCUGCAGCCCACCCUUGGCACUGCUUGGUGGGGACUGAGAUACACGCGAGCCCAGUCCGCCUCCCUAGUUGAAGAUUUCUCCCUCCCUCGCGUGAUUUGAGCCCCGUCUUUUUUUUUUUUUUUUUUUUUCUCCGAGCUACGUCCUCCCGGAGCGGGGACAAUCCAGCAAAGAGAGCGAUGCGCUACGCCUGGACCGCACUCCUGCUCGGGCCGCUGCAGCUCUGCGCACUCGUGCGCUGCGCCCCGCCGUCCGCCGGCCACCAGCAGCCCCCGCGCGAGCAGCCGCCGGCUCCGGGCGCCUGGCGCCAGAAGAUCCAAUGGGAGAACAACGGGCAGGUGUUCAGCUUGCUGAGCCUGGGCGCGCAGUACCAGCCACAGCGCCGACGGGACCCGGGCGCCACCGCCCCGGGCGCCGCCAACGCCACCGCCCCGCAGCUGCGCACGCCAAUCUUGCUGCUCCGCAACAACCGCACCGUGGCGGCGCGGGCGCGGACGGCCGGCUCGUCCGGAGCCGCAGCUGGCCGCCCCAGGCCCGCCGCCCGCCACUGGUUCCAAGCUGGCUACUCGAUGUCUGGGGCCCAGCGCACCGGUAACCAGACGGCGCCAGGAGAGCUCCCGGCGCUCAGUAACCUGCGGCCGCCCAACCGCGUGGACGUGGACGGCAUGGUGGGCGACGACCCGUACAACCCCUACAAGUACACCGACGACAACCCCUAUUACAACUACUACGACACGUACGAAAGGCCCAGGCCUGGGAGCAGGUACCGGCCCGGAUAUGGCACCGGCUACUUCCAGUAUGGUCUUCCGGACCUGGUGCCCGACCCCUACUACAUCCAGGCGUCCACGUACGUGCAAAAGACGGCCAUGUACAACCUGAGAUGCGCUGCGGAGGAAAACUGCUUGGCCAGCUCAGCAUACAGGGCAGAUGUCAGAGAUUAUGAUCACAGGGUGCUGCUAAGAUUUCCCCAAAGAGUGAAAAACCAAGGGACAUCAGAUUUCUUACCAAGCCGACCGAGAUAUUCCUGGGAAUGGCACAGUUGUCACCAACAUUACCACAGCAUGGAUGAAUUCAGCCACUAUGACCUGCUUGAUGCCAGCACCCAGAGGAGAGUGGCUGAAGGCCACAAAGCAAGUUUCUGUCUUGAGGACACGUCCUGUGACUACGGCUACCAUAGGCGAUUUGCAUGUACUGCACACACACAGGGGCUGAGUCCUGGCUGCUAUGAUACCUAUAAUGCAGACAUAGACUGCCAGUGGAUUGAUAUUACAGAUGUAAAACCCGGAAACUAUAUUCUAAAGGUCAGUGUGAACCCCAGCUACCUGGUGCCUGAGUCAGACUAUACCAACAAUGUCGUCCGCUGUGAGAUUCGCUACACAGGACAUCAUGCGUAUGCCUCGGGCUGCACAAUUUCACCGUAUUAGAAAGCAAGCCAAAACUUCCAAUGGAUAAAUCAGUACCUGGUGUUCUGAAGUGGGAAAAAAUAGAUUAACUUCAGUAGGAUUCAUGUAUUUUGAAAGAGAGAACAGAAAACAACAAAGGAAUUUUUGUUUGGACUGUUUUGUAACAAAGCACAUAACUGGAUUUUGAACAUUUAAAUUGGCAUUAUUUGGGAAAUUUUUAAUAUUAUCACUCACAUUACUUUGUGAAUUAACGCAGUGUUUCAAGUCUGUAAUUGCACACUUGGCUCUUUCAAAGAAAUCCAAAUUUCUUAUGCUCCUUCUGAAUUUAUAGUGCAAAAGGAAAAAAAAUAUUUCAAUGAAUGAGUCAAAAUUAUUUUAAACUGAGAAUUUUCUAAAGUUCUGAAACUUUAGUGAACCAUAAUAAUAACUGGCUUUAUAUAUGUCCUAGCAUAGAUUACUUUAGAAAUGAGGCUCCUACUGUUUAAAUAGAUAUGGACACAUUUGGUGCUGAGGAAGGAACAAACACGUUACCAUUGGUGUCAAGAAAUAUUACUAUAUAGCAGAGAAAUGGCAAUAUAUGUAUUCAGAUAGUUACACCCUAUAUAAAAUUUAUGUUUACAUUUUAAAAUUAGUAGAUAAACUCCUUUCUUUCUGUCAAGUGUAAAAUUUCAUUCUGACUUAAGUCAGCUUUUGUUUUGGAAUGAAUUAAGUAAUUGAGCUGCCCAACUCCUGUCUGACCUUUGUUGAUGCUCCCCUCUAUUCUUUAGUUUUCCUACGGGCAGAGACCUUUUAAUUGGCAUUCUUAAAAUUACUGUUCUGGGGACUGCUAUACAUAGGACAGCUAUGUCAAUGGGAAGUCAUUCUGAUGAUAGAUGUAAUACAUCCAGAGAUAGUAUGCAUUUAAGUAUAUUAAACUAUUAGCCAAAAAAGUGUCCUUGCUUACAUGAAAAUCAUUCAAACAAGUCCCCCAAACCACAACUGUCUCUAAAAUACUUAGAAAUAUUAAUGAAAAACACCUUAGGAUUUUCAACUUUUCUACAUUUUUUAAAUGAUCAGCUUUAAAAAGGAUAAGACUGAAAAAUUUUAAAUUAUCCAGAAUAAAUGACAAUGUAUAUGGAUACAAGAACAGUAUCCUAGGUCAUCCAGGAAUCAGUCAUACAUGUUUUUUUUGUGUGUGUCUGAAAUAUAAUACAAAUUAGCGAAGCGCAUAGCAUUAUAUACUUGAGAUGUUGGUGAAUAAGGAAAAAAACCACAACUUUCUGCAAAACCAAGGACUGUAUUGCAUGAGACAGCUGUGAUUUUAUUUUAAACUGUGAAACUAUGUGCCACAACAGAAUUUGGAGAAUUUCUAUUUUUCCAAGAUUCAAAAGGUACAGAAAGAAAUCAAAUUACACUUUUAAGUUAGUGGUGCUUAAGCAGAAGUUUUCCUCCUUUAACCAGUAUUAAAAUCUCAAGCAAGGUAUUUCCAGUGCCAGGACACAUUAGGUAGAAUUUAAAAGUGAGUUGGCAUCCCUGUAUUAUAUGUCAUAGAGUUGUAAUGUCAACACCAGCUACAAAUAACCGUUCUGCACUCAACGAGUGCCUAGCAAGGCAAGAGGGGCUAGAGAUGGACAGUAAUCAAGGGCAGAUAGAGUGGGCCACAUGAUCCUCAUCUGCCAGGGCACACACUUACCAAGAGACAAUACAGACAGCUUGAUAGAGACCCAGAACUUCCACUGAGCUAGUAUCUGAGCUAUGGAAUAGCUUCUUUGAUGUACCUCUUUGCCUUAAAUUGCUUUUAGUUUUAAGAUUGUAGAAUGAUCCUUUUAAAUUGUAAUCUUUUCUAACAGAGAUAUUUUAAUAUACUUGCUUUUUUAAAAACAAAAACUACUGUCAGUAUUAAUACUGAGCCAGACUGGCAUCUACAGAUUUAAGACCUAUCAUUUCAUUAAGAUUCUUACCCCUAUACUAAAAACUAGCUAAUAUCAUGGCCUUUGGAUACAUAUGAGAAGAUAUAUUUACUAUCAUUCCAUGGGCCUUCCAUCUAUCUGUACAUCUAUCAUCAUUUAAAGGCCUAAUAUACACUAGGCACUCACAUGCUAGGCAUUGGGAUAUGAAAAUGAUUGUCCCUAACCUCAAUAAGUAUUUGAAAUGUCAUUAUUACCCAUGAGGUUCAGCUUAUUUCAUUUUUAACAUCAUAAGUACAUGUCUAAAAAAAUUUCUGUUUUAAGCACUAUUGUUUUUCAUGACCAUAUUUUAUUUAAAAAAAGUUAAAAAUGAAUAGAUAUAUGCAUGUAUGUGUUACUAAUAGUUAAAACUAUGUUUCCAAUCCCUGAAGUGUCUGCCUUUUAAAUAUAACACAUACUAUUUCAUUGAUUUUAGAAAAAAAAGUUUCAAUUAAGAGGCUAAAGAUUCUCGCUUAUUCCUUAUAUAAAUAUUCCUCCCCACCCCUAAACACUCCCAAAUAACUCACAAGUAUUGAUUUAACACUCAAUAUUUUUGAACCUCAAGGAAUCUCUUCUCUGAAUAACCACCAAGACCCACAGAUAAUGAUUACCUGGUAAAAUUUAUCCAUUAAUAAAAUAAAAAAUAUAAUCCAGUCUUACCAAAUUCUAAAUAAAAAAUCUUUUAAACAGGAAGUAGAAAUGAUACAAAUAAUGUUGAGUACUGAAAAGAGACUGGUUUUUAAACUAAUAAGAACUGUGAAAAAGUCGGCUAAAUGGGAAGAUAACUUAGUGAGUCUUCCACAUGCCAUAUUAGUGGCCUCAUAAUUAUUCAGACCACAGUCUGUAUUAAAGAUGUCUUGACCUUUGAGGCUAGGAUUCAGUCUCACAACAGUAACCAUAACAUACAAACACAUAACUUGCCUAUUUCCAGGAAAUCUUUAUAUUUUUACAUAAUGACUUUAUUCACAAUUGCUAUCAUCUAAUUAUUCACUAGGCAUUAUUUUUAAUAAUGAACAAUUUUUUUUUCUCCUUGACCUCAUAGGAGAUAAUCACACUCAUAAACGUUCCCAAUACUUAGAUUGUAGAGGAAAUGCAGUUCACUAAAAUUAUCAUGGUACUAAGAAUUUAUCUUUACCAAAUUUGUUAAAAUAUUGAAUUUCUGGUCAGAGAUAUUUUGUUUUAAAAAUAGCUUGUUUUGAUAGUAACAGUAUAACUGAUAAGUAAAAAUUACCCUUUUCUGUAUUUUUUAUGUUUAGAAUUCAUAUUCACAAUCAAUAUAUUCAAUCAAUAGCCACAUUUCAUUCCCAGCUACCAAAAGUCCCGGGCCACUUUUGAACACUUAAAGCAUUUCAUUUAUCCUUCUAGCCAAAAUGGUGCUGAAUUAUUUCAACUUGAAUGUAAAAUGUGUUGUCUUAGCUCACAGGAUAUAAACAUUUAAUAUAUAACUGCUUGCUAUGAACUGAGUAACAUGUGAUUUGGUAUUGUAAUGUUUUUAAUGAAGUUUUAGUUUCUCCCAAAUUUUUCAGGAAUUCUAGUUGUAAAACAUUUUUAACUUUUUUGAAGAGCUCUUAUUUUAAAUGCCCAGACACUGGCUUUAUAUUCUUCUUUACACUCUCACAUUCUUUUAUUAUAUGCCUACACUAUGAUUGCAAGAUUAUGUAAAAAUGCCUUGAAUAAAUGAUUUCAAGUGUC